AUGGACAGCAUGCCGAGCCCUGUCAUCGCCUCCGAAGGGCACAGUUCUUGGCAAACACUUCACGAAUGGUUCAACGAACCACACGACUACGAGUGGAUAAAGCACCAGAGAUCCGGCCGAGCAAUCAUCCCCGAUCUUCCGAACCUUGCUCGGAAUGAUGACGAUCAUCUUCGGACUCUCCGCGUUCUACAAAUUGAUCGGCCCGGAUACGCCGCCGACCACACCCGGCAAAGCACUUUCGAUUUUCGUGAUCUGCACGUGUGUGGGAAUCGCCGCAUGCUGGUUCACACAACCAUUUCCCGGACGCCGGGGUUGCUUGCAUUCGGGAUAUUCGCAGAUCUCGGGAUCGCGGCCGCAGUCCUUCUGGUGCCGGAUCGCUCGUCCGCGACGUUCGGUUGCACCGUCUUCGCCGUCACCGGAACCUUUGCGACUCUUUUUAAGGCGACGUCGAUAUCACGACGCUUCUGGCCCGUGGCACCGUUCUUUUCGGAGCUGUCACACUCGUUCCCAUUUUUGCGCACC
Molecule: messenger RNA, 522 nt
Organism: Mesorhabditis spiculigera
Lineage: Eukaryota; Metazoa; Nematoda; Chromadorea; Rhabditida; Rhabditidae
Source: the annotation of a GenBank genome assembly